GUCAGUAGUGUUGCUAUGGUAGCAAAACUGGCACGUUUUCAAAUCUGAGCCCAUACCAUUGAAAUACACAAUGAACAAUGCAAAUCCUCUUCAAAGUGAACUAAGUUUGCCGACAACAGGAAGAUUUGAGUGGAUCGAUGAUAAAAAUGAACUUGUGUUCAUCAAAUUUACUGAUCAAAAAUCACAAAAGUCUAUUUAUUCACAAAAAAAUCUUUACAAAAAGAUUCAUAUGAAAAUUGUUGAUGAAAUUCGUACAAUAACUAUAAAGGAUAUAAAAUCUACUGCUUUGACAAGACUAAAAGCUUCAGGAAAGCGUUUCCAAUAUUCCCAACACUUUGCUAAAAUGAUCAAAUCCCCAGAAUGUGACAAACUAUUGAUAAGUUUGGCAAAAUAUUUAGAAUGUUAUUUUAAGAUAUUGAAAUUUGAAGAAAAAUUUGCCGAUGAAAAAUUAUUACCCAAUGUAAACCAGUUAAAGGAACAAGAAGAAUUACAUAAACGAAUAGAUAUAUUAAAAUAUGAUUUUUCACUUGCGUACGCUAAAUUUCUACUACUUGAACGAAGUCUAAUGCAUAAUAUAUGCCCUAGACCAAUUGAUCCAGUUGCAACUGCAAAAACAGAUCAAAAUUUAUAUGAAACAUUCUUUUGGUUUUUUGUAUUUUGUAUGUGGAUAACAUUUCUACGAACAAGAUUUAAAGAAAUCUGUGCUCAAAUUGGAUGGUUUACAAGAUCAGAAAUGUUCAAUUCUCUUGGGCGACAAGGAGCUUCCUAUUUCGGUCAAAAAGGCGAACUCGAUAGUAAGAAUAUCAAGAUAUAUCAGACACAACUACCCCGAGCAUCAAUGCUAAAUAAGUGCUCACCAGCCUUAAGGCUUAUAUUACCUGGUGCGGAAGAAAACAUAGCUAAGAUUAACCUGAACAAAAGUGAAGAUAAGCAAAGAAAGUUACAUAUGACUGAGACUAAUGUACAUGAAGAAAAUGAAAAAAUAGGUAUUCUUGGAGACUAUCGACAUUUAUAUGACGACCAACUUAUACUAAAUAAACAAACUGCUGACAGAGAUCAAGAAAAGCACGAAGAUGACAACGAGAAUAACGAUGAGGAAGACCAAGAGAAAGAUGACAAGAAAAGUGUAUAACUUGGAGUACAUGUAACUUAAUUGGCGGAGUUUAAGAAGGUUGGGGAGGGUCGAUAAUUCCUAUCUCUGGAUCUAACUAACAGUUAUUAGUCUAUAAAUAAACACAGAAUUGUAGGAAUAUUAUAUAUUUGUUUUCAAAACUUUUGUGAUUUUUGUUUUUAUUGAUACCAUGAACCAACUUUUAAACAAACUCUAAUUCAAUUAAAUCUUUUUAUCCGGCACCAAAUUACAGUGAUAUAUAGAAGCUAAAUUAUUGUUUUUAGUCGUGAAAUUGUCGCCGAGAAGGAAAUUGUGUAAAAUCCGUUGUUAGAAAUUAAAAAUAUCAAGUCAUUAAGUUCUCAGGUUAAGGGUUGGAAUUAUACGAAGAAAAUUUUAUCCAUUUUUAACUACAAAUCAAAAUAUUACGAAUCGAUUCCAUCUUGUGUGGUACAGUUUGAUACUGAUUAAUAAAUUUAUCUUGACUUGAAAUAGCAGGUCAAUUUUAUGAUCAAAUGACAGACUCGGCUUCUAGAGACGUUCUUCUACUUUGUAGUUCUAUUAAACCCAAUCGCAAAGCCUAUACAGACAGACAUCUCACUCACCACCAACGACCCAAUAGAGAGCGUCCACUUUUCGUGAGGUUACAUGUUAGACUGCUUGCCCGACACUACGAAUAACUAUUGUUAAGGAAAAUCUAUUGAUGACAGUAAGUCGCAUCAAUGUGGGUCAUGAUUCAAUACAGGUCGGAUCUGCAGUUAAAUGAGUGAUUUGGGUAAAAGGGUUUUGCAAGCUGAAUUUCAUAAAG
Molecule: messenger RNA, 1916 nt
Organism: Schistosoma haematobium
Lineage: Eukaryota; Metazoa; Platyhelminthes; Trematoda; Strigeidida; Schistosomatidae
Exons: 13
Coding region: 71-1132 (353 amino acids)
Biological process (GO): negative regulation of phosphatase activity
Molecular function (GO): phosphatase binding
Source: RefSeq, a predicted model, not a curated record